GCAGUUGCGCAAGACACGAUGCAUGGAGGAUGUGAUACCGCUUGAGACCCUGGUCCAUCUGCGGUAGAAUCGGCUGUUGAAGGUGUGACCUGUUGGAAAUACGUCAGCUGAGGUUCCUGCUGCCGCCACACAGAUCAGCUGUCUUCAACGAUGACUGAGAAUCCGGUCGGUUAUUGGGAACCCACAUUGCCUGUUGACCUAUGGCGUGGUGGCUGUGGCUGAUGGUGCAGUUGGUGGUGUGGUGCUGUGCCGGCUUGGUGGCGGUGCUGUGGUGGAAGUGGGCCACCAAGCCCCACAUCGACGCUCCAGGGCCGCCUACGCUGCCCAUCAUUGGGAACAUUCUGGACUUGCUCGACAUGCCGUUGACCCUCCGUAAGAUGUUCGACCUCCACCAGCAGUAUGGGGACUUGACAAGGCUUUAUGUGGGCCCAAUGUUGAUGGUAUUGGUGGCGCACCCAGACGAUGUGCAGCACAUCCUGCUGACGUCAAAGCUGGUAGACCGUGGCACCAUCUGCACCAAUGCCAUGCGGAUGUUCGGCGGCGACGGGUUAGUCACCAUCGAUGCCAGCCGGUGGAAGGUGCACCGAAAACUCAUAAACCCGACGUUCCACUCUGAGAUUCUGGAGGGAUUUCUGGAGGCUUUCCACGAUGGUGGUCUCUUCGUGUGCGAGCGGCUCGCCAGGACCAGAGGUGCAGCUACUGAGGUUCACCCUCCAGUGUUGCUGGCAGCCAUCCGCAACUUCAGCAGCACGAUCAUCGGCAUGAACCCUGACCUUUUCAUACCAGACGGCUUGGCAGAGGAGGAGCUCUCUGCUUCAGUGAACUUUGCUGUGGGCAUUGUGCAGUCCGAAUUAGCCAACCACCUACAUCGCGCCAUGGGGAACCAGCAGCAGGAUUGA
Schistocerca serialis cubense is the source of this 899-nucleotide messenger RNA. RefSeq names its product cytochrome P450 4C1-like. Bases 201 to 899 code for a protein of 232 amino acids. The record is from RefSeq and is a predicted model, not a curated record. The transcript is spliced from 5 exons. Gene Ontology annotation, molecular function: monooxygenase activity; oxidoreductase activity, acting on paired donors, with incorporation or reduction of molecular oxygen; iron ion binding. Lineage: Eukaryota; Metazoa; Arthropoda; Insecta; Orthoptera; Acrididae.